This is a messenger RNA of Prionailurus viverrinus (fishing cat), 1712 nucleotides long. RefSeq names its product serine protease 23 (gene PRSS23). The transcript is spliced from 2 exons. NCBI's taxonomy places the organism in Eukaryota, Metazoa, Chordata, Mammalia, Carnivora, Felidae. Gene Ontology annotation, biological process: proteolysis. The record is from RefSeq and is a predicted model, not a curated record. Bases 165 to 1310 code for a protein of 381 amino acids. Gene Ontology annotation, molecular function: serine-type endopeptidase activity.
GACCCGCCCGCUGCCGGCGCCGCUCGCCCGCCCGCCUGCUCGCACUCGGUCGCGCCGCGGGGCAGGCAUGGGAGCCGCACGCGGCCUCCCGGCGCCCACACCUGUUUGAACGGCGCGGCGAGCCGCGGCCCCGGCGGGCUGCUCGGCGCGGAGUGGUGCUCAGCAUGGCGGGGAUUCCAGGGCUCCUCCUCCUCCUCCUCCUCCUCCUCCUCCUCCUCCUCUGUGCUGUGGGGCAGGUGAGCCCCUAUGGUGCCCACUGGAAACCCACUUGGCCUGCUUACCGCCUCCCUGUGGUCUUGCCCCAGUCCACCCUCAACUUAGGCAAGCCAGACUUCGGGGCUGAAGCCAAAUUGGAGGUGUCCUCCUCGUGUGGACCCCAGUGUCACAAGGGGACUCCACUGCCCACUUAUGAAGAGGCCAAGCGGUACCUGUCUUAUGAAACGCUCUAUGCCAAUGGCAGCCGCACCGAGACCCAGGUGGGCAUUUAUGUCCUCAGCAGUGGUGGGGGACAAGAGUCUUCAGGAAAGUCUCGGAGGAAGCGGCAGAUUUAUGGCUAUGACAGCAGAUUCAGCAUUUUUGGGAAGGACUUCUUGCUCAACUAUCCCUUCUCAACAUCAGUGAAGUUAUCUACAGGCUGUACGGGCACCCUGGUGGCAGAGAAGCAUGUGCUCACAGCUGCCCAUUGCAUACACGAUGGGAAAACUUACGUGAAGGGAACCCAGAAACUUCGAGUGGGCUUCCUGAAACCCAAGUUUAAAGAUGGUGGCCGAGGAGCCAACGACUCGACCUCAGCCAUGCCGGAGAAGAUGAAGUUUCAGUGGAUCCGGGUGAAACGCACCCACGUGCCCAAGGGCUGGAUCAAAGGCAAUGCCAACGACAUCGGUAUGGAUUAUGACUAUGCCCUCCUGGAACUGAAAAAACCCCACAAGAGAAAGUUCAUGAAGAUUGGGGUAAGCCCUCCUGCCAAGCAGCUGCCGGGGGGCAGAAUCCACUUCUCUGGUUAUGACAAUGAUCGACCAGGCAAUUUGGUGUACCGCUUCUGUGACGUUAAAGAUGAGACUUAUGACCUGCUCUACCAGCAGUGUGAUGCCCAGCCCGGGGCCAGCGGGUCCGGGGUCUAUGUGAGGAUGUGGAAGCGACAGCAGCAGAAGUGGGAGAGAAAAAUUAUUGGCAUUUUUUCAGGGCACCAGUGGGUAGACAUGAAUGGUUCUCCGCAGGAUUUCAACGUGGCUGUUCGAAUCACCCCUCUCAAAUAUGCCCAGAUUUGCUAUUGGAUUAAAGGAAACUACCUGGAUUGUAGGGAGGGGUGACCCAGGGUUCCUUCCUGGUGGCACUUAGUGGUCUCCAUGUACUUAUUUUAGGACAGGCCAAAUUUUGUCAUUGGUAUGUGUGAGUGUGUGUGUGUGUGUGUGUGUGUGUGUGUGUGUGUGUAAUGUGUCAUAAUUAUCUUUUACCUGAUUUUUAAAAAUUGCAAGAUGACUGGCUUUAUUUGAAAACCGGUUUGUGUAUCAUAUAGCAUUUAAACAGGUUAAAGGCAUUCUUUUGCAUAGAAGUGAAAAAAAAACAUGCUGAUGUUUGGGAUGAUAGGGAAUAUUUAGCAAUUAAGUUAAUCUUUUAUUUUCUGAGAACUUUGAUUUUAUUUCAUCUGAACUUGUUUCAAAGGUUUAUAUUAAGUAUGUGGCAUAUGGGAGAUAUAAAUUCUUAAAUUCUUA